AACAGAUUCAAGACCAUUGUUUUUUUUUUUACCAAUGUGCCGCGGUCAGAACGUCGACGGCUCGCCUUGCAAGAGCAAGAACUAUCCUUACAACGGCUUCUGUCAUCAGCAUCAUGAACAGGAUCUGAGCGGCGCCGCCACACUCGCUUUCACCGACCAAGGCACAGAAAACCUCAACAUCGCCGUUUCUGCUCUGAACAACACGGCCGCUGUCACCGCCAAUGCAGCCAACACGAUUGCGGCCAUGCAAGAGCUGAUUGAGAAGACGAAGGAGAGCAAGGCUGAACUGGAGCGCAGCGCGGUGCAGCGCGAGCAGCUGGUGGACAAGCUUUCGCAACGUUGUGAUGUUUUGCGCGACACGAUUCAAAAACAGACAACCGACAUGACCGCCGCAGCCGAGGCGAACAAGAUCAUCACAGCCGCUUUGGCUGCUGUCAAAGCUGAGCUGGAUGCGCAGAAGGCAGAAGUUGAAAAACUCGACGCCGAGGUCUUCCGCCUUGAGUUUGAGGCAUGGCUACCGUCUGUCGAGGCGUCAAUUGAUUUGGACGACGACUACAGCGUGUGGUCAGACCAUGACCCUGUGAAGGAAGUCGCAUGGGACAAGAUCAACGAGAAACUGAUCCGCGGCCUCAAAGUGGAGUUCAAAGACCCGAUUGAACUGCCACCCCCGUCGACGAGCAACCGCCCUGUGAGCCAAGCUGGUAACGCUGCGAUUGCGCGUCUCGCGUCGAGUUCUGCUGUCUCUCCGUCCACCGUCGCCAAGAAGAAGAACAAGAACAAGAACGGCAAGUCCAAGAGCUCUGGCACGAAGCUUCCUCAUCCCAAGCAAACUGUGGGAGACGUGGUGUCUGCAGAUGACUCCGACGACUCCGACUUUAGUUUCUGAGCUGCACUAGAAUUGUGUUGUUUGUUCGUCCUGCCAGCUUGUCCUGCUUGUUCCUUCACAAUUCAAUGGUUCCCUUUUCCUUCACAAUCCAAUGCAUCAUUCCAUGUGGUACCCCCUUUGAAACGAUA
Capsaspora owczarzaki ATCC 30864 is the source of this 1014-nucleotide messenger RNA. RefSeq lists its product as hypothetical. The record is from RefSeq and is a predicted model, not a curated record. Lineage: Eukaryota; Filasterea; Ministeriida; Capsasporidae. The transcript has a single exon. Bases 35 to 886 code for a protein of 283 amino acids.